Messenger RNA from Coffea eugenioides, 792 nucleotides. Its product is annotated as rab escort protein 1-like. The record is from RefSeq and is a predicted model, not a curated record. Gene Ontology annotation, biological process: vesicle-mediated transport; protein geranylgeranylation; small GTPase-mediated signal transduction. The coding region runs from base 1 to 792 and encodes 263 amino acids. Lineage: Eukaryota; Viridiplantae; Streptophyta; Magnoliopsida; Gentianales; Rubiaceae. Gene Ontology annotation, cellular component: cytosol; Rab-protein geranylgeranyltransferase complex; cytoplasm. Gene Ontology annotation, molecular function: GDP-dissociation inhibitor activity. The transcript has a single exon.
AUGGCGGCUGAGGAGGAUGAAGGGCCGCGCCGAAUCGAACCCACCAAAUUUGAUCUAAUUGUGGUGGGCAUCGGACUCCCCGAGUCCAUCAUCGCCGCCACCGCAGCAUCAGCCGGAAAGACCGUGCUUCAAAUCAACCCUGACGCUUACUACCAUAGCCCCUUCGCUUCCCUUUCACCCAAAGACCUCAUCUCUUUCCUCCACCUCCAUUCUGCUACUACUUCUGAUCAUGAUUAUACUGAUUUUCGUACGUUCGAUUCACCAGUCGACUACUCAUUCAACAUUCUGCCCCUCAGCACUCGCCCUCUCUACUCUUCCGUGGAGGUUCACGUGUACUCCCCUGAAAAAGUUUUGGAUGACUCACUGCAAAAAGAAUUUAACCUUGAUUUAGCUGGGCCUAGAGUUCUGUUCUGCGCGGAUCCCAUGGUGGUUUUGAUUGUGGAUGUGGAUGUUCAGAACUGCAUGAGUUUCAUGAGCGUGGACACCAGCUAUUGUAUUUAUGAUGAAUGCCAAGAAGGCAAAGGUGGCGGGUUUUUGUGGAAUAGUGUGCCGGAUUCACGUAACGCCAUAUUCAGAGAUGGAACCUUGAGCUUGAAGAAGAAGAAUCAGUUGAUGAGGUUCUUCAAGCUGCUUCAGGCCCAUUAUCAUUCCAAUUCUAAAUCUAGUACUAAGACUAGUAACGAGGAGGAGGACGAAAAUAAUAGUAUCAAAAUCACCCCAGAGCAUUUAGAGACUCCAUUUGUGGAGUUUUUGACUCGGAAAAUUCGCUUGUCUCCCAAACUAACAUCGUAA